AUGGACAGCUAUGCAAAUUCACCCGCGCUGCCCAACAUUGCGCUAGAGAGUCGGCGCAUCGUCCAUACUCGCCAUGGCGAAUCCUCUAACAUGAGCGCAUCCGUCGACCAGGAAGCGGUUCAGAGGGAUGAGGCAGAGGCUUCCACCGUCCAUGUGCGGGCGAUGGUGGCAGCCGUGCAGCAGCAGCAGCAGCAGAAGACGCGGCGCCGCAGAGGAUCGCUCAGGAAAGUUGCACUGUUGGGAAGAGGCGCUCAGCGGGACAGGAGAGACUGGCCGCUGGCUAUCGAAACUGACGCGAUAGCGGACGCGCCCAUUUCUGAAUCUGCUCGUUUUGGUCCUACCUCUGGUUCUGGUUCUGGCUCUGGUCCUGGUUCUGCAAGCACGGUGCACAACGCUCUUGGCCUCAACAUCUCCCCUAUCUCAUCCCCGACAAAUGAAUAUCCUUGCCAGCCCAAUCUCAAUCUUAUUGGUUCACCAGCUCCUUCAGCCUGCUUCGACGCCGGAAUGGGCGGGAGCGAGAGGCAGGCGGACAUGUACAAUUUCACAACUGACGAGGAAGACAUAAUCCAGCUGGGGACUCAUGCUUCUCAGUCGCUUCGAUCUAGCCUCCCCCUGUCCUCGGGAUCCGAAUCUUACUAUGUUGGACUUACGGCAACUGAACGUCGACAAAAGGCCAAAUCCCCGCUCUCUUAUUCCGCCUCAACUCUGCCUCAGCAAGUUGUAGGCUGGGACUAUUCCGAGACUGAGUGGUGGGGCUGGGUGGUUCUGACGGUGACCUGGUUUGUCUUUGUUAUAGGAAUGGGCUCUUGCUUUGAGGUCUGGAGGUGGGCAUGGGAUGUAGGUACGACGCCAUAUGCACCGCCUGAGUUUGAAGAUGACCCUACUCUGCCAAUUGUGGGCUACUAUCCUGCGCUUAUCACUUUGACGUGCGUCAUGGCUUGGGUAUGGGUUGUUGUUGCUUGGGUGGGGAUGAAAUAUUUCCGACAUGCAAAAAUCAGUGGUGAUUGA
This is a messenger RNA of Trichoderma aggressivum f. europaeum, 1008 nucleotides long. RefSeq lists its product as uncharacterized. Lineage: Eukaryota; Fungi; Ascomycota; Sordariomycetes; Hypocreales; Hypocreaceae. The record is from RefSeq and is a predicted model, not a curated record. The transcript has a single exon. The coding region runs from base 1 to 1008 and encodes 335 amino acids.